AUGCUGACGAGCUAUACUUCGAUAUUGUAUGCUGGACUCUCUGCCGAGGGUUCCACGAACCCAUUAUUUGAUGAUAGCGACUUAUUAGAGGCCACCAUAUUGAGAUCCGACCGUCAGCUUCGGCGAUGCCUUCGUCAACCAAAAGACUCACAAACCUUGGAUGCUCAGACUGUCAUGUACGCUUUGGGCUUGGCUACUACUACUGGAUGGGUAAAUGGUUGUAAGAUUAUGCUUGAGGCAGAUUUGAUGGCAAACCUGAACGAAGACUACAAGCGAGCAGAGUACUACACCUUGCUCGGAAGCUCAGCUAGCACGAAUCGAUUAGAAAUGGUGCAGUUUUGGCUGUCACACCGAGCAGACUUCGAUAUACCACAGCUGGAUCUCAUCGGCUACGCGGAGGACAUGUUAGAUGGCCACGAAUGCCGUAUUCUGUCCGAGUAUAACAAGGACAUUCUUCGCGACGUGGCCUUUUAUCUGUCGAAUUUGAGACAAGAAAUCAGACUCUUCGUGGAAAAGCACGAGAUUGACUGUCUUCAUCACGAUAACGAUCCUAAAUACAACGUGCAACCACACCUUCGAUACACUCCGAAGGAAGAAAGACGCGUAAAGGAUGAGGAUGCAAAGUUGCGCGAGAUACUCGAAGACCUAGUACCUAAGUUCAUCUCACAGUUCGAUGACGUUGGGGGAAGACUUGGAGACUUUGUCCUCAACGUGAUGAUUCCGAAGAUGCGCGAAGUAGCGGGAGAACUGAAAGAGGAAGAUGAGGCACUAUAUGCAGAGGGACGAAGAAAGCUAGGUAUUGUGAUGUAUGAGGAUGAAGAUGACGGUUACAAGAACGAUAGUGGUGAGGAAGAGGAAGAACAAGAUGAGAUUACUGGGGAAGAGUCUGAUGACGAAUACUGA
Molecule: messenger RNA, 903 nt
Organism: Alternaria postmessia
Lineage: Eukaryota; Fungi; Ascomycota; Dothideomycetes; Pleosporales; Pleosporaceae
Exons: 2
Coding region: 1-903 (300 amino acids)
Source: RefSeq, a predicted model, not a curated record